UCCCCAGCUCAGCUCAGCUCAGCCUCGCAGCCUUAAAGCGGAGGCGGCUGAGCUCCGGCGGGUUUCCUGCAGACGUGGCCUGGAUGAACCGAGUCUCCGCCGCUUCUCACCACUUCUGCAGGCCACCAUGUCCACUGUCCUCAGGUCCUGCCUGCUGCUGGGGGGCUUAGUCUUGGCCUACGUGGUCUACCUGCUGCUGGGAGCGCUGGUGUUCUCGGCCAUCGAGCGGCCUGUGGAGGAGGACCUGCACUCCGAGCUGAGCGCCCUCAAGGCGGAGAUCCUCCAGCUCAGCUGCAUCAACGCCUCCACGCUGGAGGACUUUCUGGAGAAGGUGCUGAGAGCCAACAAAUACGGGGUUUCCGCGCUCAGGAACGCCUCGGUCAGCUCCAACUGGGACCUGGCCUCUUCUCUGUUUUUCGCCAACACGCUGGUCACCACCGUAGGUUAUGGCCACACAACCCCUCUGUCGGAUGCAGGUAAAGCCUUCUCCAUCGUCUACGCGCUGUUUGGUGUCCCCUUCACCAUGCUGGUGCUGACCGCCUGUGUGCAGCGGCUGAUGCGGCCGCUGACCUACAGGCCGAUCGCGCUGUGGCAGCAGUGGUCAGGCUGGCAGCCCCAAACGGUUGCCGUUGGACACUUCGUCGUGCUGCUCACGGUGGUGGUCGUGGCCUUCUUUGUGCUGCCAGCGGUCAUCUUCAGCUCCAUAGAGGACUCGUGGUCGUUCCUAGAGGCGUUCUACUUCUGCUUCAUCUCUCUCUGCACUAUCGGGCUAGGGGACUUUGUUCCGGGGGAGCAGCCCAACCAGAGGCUGAGGCCGCUCUACAAGCUCUCCGUUAUGGUGUAUCUAUUUGUGGGGCUGAUGGUGAUGUACCUGGUUCUUCGUACAUUCCACAAGCUGGCCGACGUGCAGGGCUGGACGGCCUUCUUCCACCUGCCCAACUGUGAUGAUGAAGGCGAGGAGGACAAGGAGCCGAUAGUGGAAGCUGUGAAUGAAACCAUGCAGGCAGAUGAAACGGCUGCCAGCAAGCCCCUGGACCCCGGAUCACACGUCUCCUACAACUCUUUCAGCAAAUAAACAUCUCACCUCCACCUUCACCUCCACUCUCUCCUGUAGAUGUCUCCUUUAGGGCUCACACAUGAGCAUAAGUGCGAGAGUUCGUCACUAACUGUGAACAGUGAGCGUCUGUUCUGUAUGUGCGUGAGGGGUGGGGUGGGGUGGGGGGUUACCUGUCUCAGGUGAGCUGCACCCAGAGCAGUACUGGUCCUGAUGAAUAAAUGUGGGGGAAUAUGUAAGGGCUGUUUCUUAUGCCAAAGUUAUUUGGAGUUGUUGUUGUGUUUUUUUUUUUUUUUUUUUGUUUUGUUUUUGUUUUUUUUUUCC
This is a messenger RNA of Pygocentrus nattereri (red-bellied piranha), 1378 nucleotides long. RefSeq names its product potassium channel, subfamily K, member 6 (gene kcnk6). The coding region runs from base 128 to 1075 and encodes 315 amino acids. Gene Ontology annotation, cellular component: membrane. Gene Ontology annotation, biological process: potassium ion transmembrane transport; stabilization of membrane potential. The record is from RefSeq and is a predicted model, not a curated record. The transcript has 3 exons. Gene Ontology annotation, molecular function: potassium ion leak channel activity. Lineage: Eukaryota; Metazoa; Chordata; Actinopteri; Characiformes; Serrasalmidae.